GCAGGCGCAAUAGGAUAUCGCGGAAGAAUUCCAGGAGUCCGUAGAAACAGACGUAAACAUUGGUCCUUUUUGGUGAAAUACGUCAAAUUACGGGCCUGGUGUGACUCUAAUACACGUCAGCCAUGUCCCAGAGAAGUCGCAGAAGUAACUCAGUGUCCAGUCAGAAGUCGGACAUAUCAGAGCGGUCAGACCGGCGAGCAAAGAGCCCACGGAGCCCACGGUCUGAUCGGAAGGAUGGACCCUCAGAGCGUGAGUCGUCGGAGAGUUUCCAUACCGAGUGCCGGGCGGGGUUUGUUGCCAUAGUAGGGAACACCAAGGACCACAUCAAGUCUCGUGACCAGUUACAACAAGCCUUGCAGAAUACUGGCCGCAAUCCCUCCAACCAGAUAUUGGACAAGUACUGGACAAAAAACACAGUGUACAUCAAUUUUGAUGAGUUCUGUGACAUCAUGCGGAAGGAGAAAGCGACGACAAAAGGUGAUCUGGUCAAGGCCUUCCGAACAAUCGACAUCAACGGGGAUGGGUACAUCACACAUGACGAGCUGUACAGGGUUCUUACUCAGAGGGGUGAGAAGAUGACGAGAGACGAGGUGAAGAGACUGAUAGAUGAUGCAGACUGUAACAAGGAUGGGAAGCUGGACUAUGGAGAGUUCUGCAGCAUGAUGCUGUCUACAGUAGAGAAGUGUAAGAAGCAGUCCAUGGAGAAGCUGGAGAAAAUGGAGGCAAAACGGCGCCUGGAGAGACGGCCGUCAUCGGCACGGUCCAGGGACGGGUCACCUGGUGAUCACGACCGACAGUCACCCAAACCUGCAUCAAGACCACCAUCAAGGAUCAGAGAUGAGUCGCCUCGUGACAAGCCACCCUCGCGCCCCUCCUCUGCUAGAUCCACCCCUCGGGCAUCGCCAAAAACAGUAGGAAAAGACCAUGACUCUCCACAUCCCUCACCAAGAGGUCAGGUGACAGAAAUCUCCAAGUCUCCUGUAGCCAAGAGGAAGGUUAAAGUACCAGUACCCAAGAACCUGGAGAGCUGGAACCAUGUCCAGAGAAAAGGUUGUUUCCAUUUUGAGGAGGAUGGAUCCAUCAUCAGCCAUGAGUACAAGUUGGACCUGCCGCACGCCACCAACGUGUGGAUCACUGUUCAGCCACUCUACCUGCACAGGGAGGAUAAAGAUGAGCCAGUGGAGAACCCAGUAGACACAACACUGGUGGUCCUGAGAGAUGGGGACAGGGACAGCUUCAUCCAGUUUACAGACAUCAGGGAUGGAGAGAAGUACUGUCUGCGGUGUGACCUGCGGUCAGGAUCGUACCGACUGCUGCCCUUCACCAGCGGCUGCAGGUUACGGAAGAGAAAGUCUCAGCCCAAACAGGAAGUCCCGCUGGUCGUCACCAAGUCUGGGGAGAUCGAGCUGUCCAGACCUUUCAGGGACACUCUGACAGACAUUUUUGAGAUCCUGGACCUUGAUGGGAAUGGCCUGCUGAGUCGUGAGGAGUUUAACCUGUUCCAGGUACGCACCAGCGGGGAGGAGGUGGACGACGAGGCAUGGGAGGUCGUGGAAGAGAAUUUCGAGCUGAAGAAAGGGGAGCUGACCAGAAAGGGCUUCACAGACCUGAACCUGAUGGAGGCUCAGGACAGCGAGGGGGACACAGAGGAAUUAUGGGUAACGCUGAGCAGCAUGGGAUACAACAAAGCCCUCAGACAAGAUGAGGCCUGUCCCUUUGUGAUUGACAUCUAUGCAGAAGAGUGUAAACCAAAGAUGGUCCUGGAGGGUUUGCUGGAGGACAAUGAAGAUGUUGAGGAUGCCAUGUGCAAGUUCAUCAGUAGUAAAGGAGAGUCUCGUGAGCUGAAGGGAGGGAAGGACGUGGUCCUGUACACUUACAGCACCGACUCCCGCAUCAGUACAGCUGUAGAGAACAAGGCUGGCAGGAAGGCUGCGGUGCAGCUGGACUGCAGCAGGAGUAAAAACUGCAGCAGCCACAGAGACGACCUGGACUACACUGCAGAGGUUCCACCUAAAAAAACCACAAUUGGACAUCACAUCCUGCCCAGCAAUGACAGACAGGAGUGGAUAUACAGGUGCAAGGAGGCUGUCCUGUAGGGAAACUGGCAGGACAACAGGACUGUAGUGUAGUGUAGAGUCGUGAUGUGUACUGGUUUGCUGGAACUCGUUGAAUGUAUUAGGUUCAAGUCCCAAAAAACCUGAAUGUCUGGAACCAGUUCCGGACUUACAAAAAAAAAAAUUCACAUUCCCCUUUUUGUCCACCUGAGGUCUUCAAAAGUAAAAAAUUUGCGCUGCAAAAUGAAGAAAACAUUGCCAUUGGGCAUUGUCAAGUGUCGGCCUCCAUAAAUUAUGUGGCUACAGUUUUGUGCAGACAUGCCCCGCAAACAACAUAUCUUGCUUCUAAACCCUGGUAGCUCAGUGCUCGCUACAAAAUUUUGUGGUAAAAAUGCCCCAUUCUCCAUUGGGAAAUGUUCACUGAGAAGUCCCAUAUUUUGUAUAUGCCCUGGGUUUAGGUCCAGACUUAGAACCUAAACCUCUGGACUUGAAU
Messenger RNA from Branchiostoma belcheri (Belcher's lancelet), 2547 nucleotides. Its product is annotated as EF-hand calcium-binding domain-containing protein 7-like. Bases 123 to 2096 code for a protein of 657 amino acids. NCBI's taxonomy places the organism in Eukaryota, Metazoa, Chordata, Leptocardii, Amphioxiformes, Branchiostomatidae. Gene Ontology annotation, molecular function: calcium ion binding. The record is from RefSeq and is a predicted model, not a curated record. The transcript has 18 exons.